Messenger RNA from Phragmites australis (common reed), 921 nucleotides. RefSeq lists its product as uncharacterized. The record is from RefSeq and is a predicted model, not a curated record. Lineage: Eukaryota; Viridiplantae; Streptophyta; Magnoliopsida; Poales; Poaceae. The transcript is spliced from 5 exons. The coding region runs from base 1 to 921 and encodes 306 amino acids.
AUGGCCGACAGUGAGGAAUCCACGGUGGUACGCAUAGGAAAGCUUGCCGGAGUUGCACUCCGGCCGGAGCUUCAUGAUGGGAAUUCGACGUCGGGCUUCUACGAGACAUGGCGGACUCGUUUAGGAGCACCUCGACGACGGUCGGCGGCGAGAGUGGUGCUAGAUGCCAGCCGGAGAGGGGACAAUGGCACGGAAAAAUCAAGAGUCUCUUGGAAUCCAGUCCUAGAGAAUACCCUUGUUGAGUCGCUGUAUGAGCACAACACCCCUGAUUAUAGGGGUCAAAAUGGAUGGUCGUCAAAAACUUGGAACAAGAUCGUGAAGGAAUUCCAUGAUAGGGAUAAGUAUGUGAAUUUCACAAAGGCCCAAAUCCAAGAGAUGGAAAAGGAGUUGAAAAGAGUAUAUAAGAUGCUGAAAGAGGCUAGGAAGAAAAGUGGAGCUUCAUGGAAUGACCAGAGGUGUAUGAUUGAGGCCGAACCAGCUAUAUGGAACAACAUAAUCAUUUCAUUUACUAAAGCUAAGAAGUUUCAUAGCAAGUCUUUUCCUCUAUUUGAUGUAUCGGGAGAACUUUAUGAUGGUCAUACUGCUGAAGGAACCUACAAUUUCACCUCUAGGCCACAAAGAAUGGUUGUUGCUGUAACAAGAAACAAAGAAGAAAAAGAACCAAAGAGACAGAAGAAGAGUGGUAGCAUGGAAGGAAUGGAGAGAUACCUUGAUAUGAGAACCAAACAGGCUGAAGAUGAAGUUGCACAGUUAGCAAGAGAAAAGGAGGUUGCUCAAGGUAAUGAUUUUUCAAUCAAGAGGUGCAUAUAUGUUCUCAACUCGAUGGGAGUGACAAAGGAGGAAAAGGCUAAAGAAUAUGGUGUCUUCAAGAAUCCCGAUAACACGGAAAUUUUUUUGAGUACUUGUGAUGAGGAUCCAUAA